Molecule: messenger RNA, 5195 nt
Organism: Strongylocentrotus purpuratus (purple sea urchin)
Lineage: Eukaryota; Metazoa; Echinodermata; Echinoidea; Camarodonta; Strongylocentrotidae
Product: photoreceptor-specific nuclear receptor
Exons: 3
Coding region: 583-1575 (330 amino acids)
Biological process (GO): negative regulation of transcription by RNA polymerase II
Cellular component (GO): cytoplasm; nucleus
Molecular function (GO): transcription corepressor activity; transcription factor binding
Source: RefSeq, a predicted model, not a curated record
UGUAGUUCAAAGCGGAUUCGUCCGCACGUACACGACGACUUGCACGGUGUUCAUUAACCGCUCCGCAUAUACAGGUUCAACUGGUACACGACGGACCAGGCAGCAAUUAACACACGAAGAAUUGUACGUCCUUGGGGCCUGCAUGAGCAACUUGAAGAGAAAGAAAAGCCACAGUUUUCGCCCACAUUUCCAAAGUUCAUGGCUGCCUAUAUACGUCACUGCGAAUUGACAGCAUUCUUCUGUAUCUCCUUGGACUUUCGACGCAGAGACAAAUAGUAUUGACUGCCAGCAAGCGUAUCCAUUUCAAACUCCAGCCGCUCAGCGUUUGUUCGGAGCUAAGAGCCGCCCGUUUCAUUCAUCGAUUGUGCUCGCGAAAUCGUCACUCAUUUGCUGACGUUUUGGCCUCUGAAAAUAACAUCUGAAUUCGACUAUCAAAUUGAUCGAGUGCAGGGUUAGCUGAUCAUUUGUGGAACUAUAAAAUAGAGCGAGAAAAGUUGCGACCAGGCAUUGGCAAUCAGGAUUUUAAUACUGAUCAACUGUCUCUCAAGAUAUUCUUCUAAGUUUUCGACGGGUUCCCCAAGCAUGAAGGUUGGCGAGUUACCGUUCGCACUCCACCGGAGGAGCUGCCCGUGGAGCAGUCCGACAACAUCAACGGACCAAAACAGCAACAACCAGCAGCAAUCGCCCGCACACCAGCGGCCAUCACCACUCACAGCGUUACUCUUCGAAGCCAAUGAGUCAUCGUCAUCGUCACCAUCAACCGGUACAUCGCCGCCCGAUCCUGCCUCAACGACGACAGCCACAACGACCACGCCGCCGAUGUUCACAUCGCAACGCUGUACGUGUCCGUGCAGCGACUGCGUGAAACUGGAUCGCGACUCGCAGUGUGGCAUGGAUAUGGACUUAGCGCGUUGGUUGACGAAAUGCGCCGAAUUCGGCAAUGGACACACGGGUUUGGCUAACAUCAACGCACACGACAGGCAAAUACUGGUGUGCUCCGCCUGGAAAGACAUUGUCAUUCUGUACAUGGCACAGAACAAGUUCAAUUUCGACGUGGUCUUCGCUGGCAUGCAUGAAUACCUUGAAGACAUACCCCUACACCAGUACGUUCAGACGACACAUUACCAGGUUGACUCGCAGUUCCAGGGAGAUUUUAUUGCAAAGACGGGGGUAGUUUCUCAGACCUAUGUGCAUCCGCUAAGGAGAGGGAGUGAUUAUGGAAUACCGACCAUGAGAACUGUUAACCAGCUCCAGUUCACGUUAUCAAAGCUGAAUCAGAUGCAACUUGACUCGAAGGAAUACGCCGUACUGAGGAUACUGCUGCUCUUAAAUUCAGACCUGCAUUCCUUGACCGACAGCCGAGCGAUAGAGGUGGCCAGCGAGAAGGUCCACACGGCCUUGAUGGAGUAUGAGACCCUCAAGUACCCCGAUGACCCGCUUCGGCUCUCCCACAUGCUCCUGCUUCUGCCUGGUGUCCGGGGGUUCAGUGCGGCCGUGUUUGAGAACCUCUUCUACCAUCACCUGAUCGGAGACACCAGUGUCACGUCGGUACUCCGGGAACUCAUGGCUCGGUAACCGACCAUGUCCCCAGCUGCCCAGCAUGAAGGACAAAAUAGCCUUUGAGGAAAUCACCAAACGUGAAGUGCAUGCUCUUCUUGUCAGACUGAGGACUUGGUACCGGUCUCGCACUGGUACGCUUCUAUCUCCUACAAACUGUAAGCUACUGUCAGGAGAGCAUAGCCAAUCAUCAUGGUAGAACUUGCUGCGUAUAGCUCUUUCUCUUGAUGCAUAGUAGGUGUUAAAGACAGUCUUUAGACUUGGGACGUCUUGAUGCCUUUUUAGAAUAUUUAGGCGACGCCAUGUUUAUUCUUCUGGUCCAUGGGUUCAUAGCGUGCGUGAAAUUAGGUGCCACCAUCAACCAUAAGUCGUAUUGACCUCACUGAUGUGCCAUUGUGACGUUACAAGGUCAGAGGUCAAUGUCAAGGUGAUGCUUAUCAUCCUCUGUGGAGGUUGUACGGCCACAGGAAACACCAUGUUUAGGAGUUGAUAUCUGCAACACCGUAGAGGCCAUUCCAGACCACAAAACAUUUGUUUUGACUGGCCACCAUAUCAAUACGUUAGGAAGCUUGACUUUAAGGCUUGGCAUAACUAUGAGAAAGAUAAUCUUUGGAAUGACCCGGUAUGACCCGGUAUGACCCUGGUUAUCUUUUUAUCGUCACCUUUGCAAUUCAUUGACCACAUCAUCUUCACCUUCAUUUCCGACGCUGAUCACACUGGAUGUUUGGAAAACGUAAAUUAGGGCUUUCACAAUAACUUAUAAGCUUUUGUGUCACUUUGUACACAUGAUGUAGAGACACACCUUCUUUCGGUGUCGUUUUUAUCCCAUUGUCAAUCAGCAGUUGUUAACGGUCUUAUCAAGAGGAAAGAGUAAGAUUAUCCAAUUUUGCACCAAUCAUGCUAAUUAAUUACCGUUUCAAUUUUAAUCCAGUUUCCGAUACGUCUUCGCCAAUUAUGUGGGGCCUGGUGACCAUUAAUUAACACAAUAAAACCGUCAGCAGUUCGUCUUAAUUGUGUUAUCCAAAUGUUUUGUAGGACACAGAAGAAAAUUACAGUUCCUUAAUCUUUUUGACUAGAAUGUGGCAGUAAGCUUUAAGUAGUUAUGUCAUUUGUUUAUUGAGAAAAGGCAUACAAGCCGCCUUGUUUACAAAUAUAUUAAUGCUAAUAACUUAUGACCUUAUUCUGAAAUAAAUUAAUAUUUACCACUUCGCUUUUUGUCUUAGAUAUUUGAUAUUUUAUGUAAAAAACAUCAAUCUCUCUAAAUUGUAAGUAAUAAUACAUUUUUAUAUUAUAUUCUAUAAACUUUGUAAAAAAAAAAUCAAAGGUUACCAUACUGAAUUUUAAAUGUCUUUACUACUUUUAAAUGUUUUACAAUGCGUAGCUCUCUAUGAUAUUAAAUCGAAUUUGGGGUUGCAACUUUUCAAUUAUAAUUUAAGGCAAUUCAAGCCAUUUUCACUGUAAAUGUACGCUGGUGCUUUGGCGGGAAAUUCGAAAUAGGAAAAUGAUGUGUGUUUUGUAAUGUCGUCUGUAUCUCAAAAGUAGAACAUGUAUCAACCUCUUCAUUUGGAGUUUAAUUUAAUUAACGAGUUAUUUUCUUUCCAAUCUUUUUUUCAGCUGAAUAGGAUUUAUUAUAUUAUAGAGAUGUUUACCUUCUGUCGUUUGUACUGUAGAAAAAUCAUCACAUUUUGCCUUCGUAAUUUAUGAAAAUGAAAACUAUUUCAAAACCAGACAUUUUUUCAAAAUGGAAACAUGUGCCAAACCCUUUGUACAUAUUGGUUUUGAGAUUUAAAAAAGAAUGACUGGUGAAAUUUAACUAAAAUUGAUUGGAAUGUAUAUAAUAGGUUGUUUUUUUCUUCAGGGGAACACCCUUCUACAAACUAUGACUUCGUUGCAAUGAUUGUAAAUAACAUACAAAUCUUACGUAUUGCUGCUUCUACAAGUUUCUAGAUAUUAAAACAAAAACACGGUGACGGGACACCGAUUUGCUGCGCAUGGAUAUAUUUUGUAUCAUUAAUAAAUCUUUUAUGUUGCCUGUGAUUUCAAUCGCCGUCACUAAUUUGCUGCGUACAAGAAUUUAGAGAUAUAUUUUCGUCUUGAAGUAAUACAUUUAACGUUCGUCUGUUUCAUGUGGUGUCAUCAUGCAUACAUUUGUUUUAAGAGAUUUUUGUAGUGAUGCUUUCUUUGUCGCUGGCAGGCAAUCUCGCUUGAACUGUCAGAAAAUCAUCUUUUAAAAUUUUGAUUGCGUUAUUGAAUUUCUCCUUUGCAUCCCUUUACUAUAGAGCUUCUUUUAAAUCAGGGUAGGAAAUAUGGUACGGUCAAACAUGGCUUCCAUUUAGUUUUCUGGAAUUGAGCAUUUGAUUAACAAAUAGAUCUAUACUCUAUCCUUAUGAUACUGUCAAGUUACGAAUUAAUCCCUACUUUCUCUCCCUUUUUUUGUUUUCUCUUUUCUUCUUUUCCUCAAUCGUCAUGGUUAUUCAUCAAUGUUAUCUCUCUCUCUCUCUCUCUCUCUCUCUCUCUCUUUCUUUACCCCUCUCUCUCUCUCUCUCUCUCUCUCUCUCUCUCUCUCUCUCUCUCUCUUUACCCCCCCCCCCCUCUCUCUCUCUCUCUUUCCAACGCCUUUUCUCCUUGUCAAAGCCUAAUAAGGGUUCCAAGAAGGACAAUAAAAAAAUUAUGUAGACAGUGCCUUAUGUAACUGUCUUUGAAUCGCAUUUUCACUUUUUUUCCAGAUCAAUACUGUAAAAUUACUAUCUAGCGAUGUUUUGACGAAAUGAAUACUUAGAAGAAGAAAAAAAAUCUUUGAAUCUAUCAUGUUAGCUCGCAAGUAUGGUCAUUUGGAGGAAUGUUUACAUUUUCUAACAUGACGUUAAGUCGCUGAAACAUGCACAAAUUAUUGUAAUUCUUAUAAAAAAUGAAAUUAUAGAUUGAACACGAUUUAUCUUAAAUAAGUUUCAUGUUGGAUUAAGCCGCAUUUCUAUAUUAAAUAAGUAAUAAUCACCAAUUAGAAAUCAUAGCCUUCAAAGUUGGCAUGCUAAUGACCAGUCAUUGAUAUUGAUUAAGAUAAUAUUUAAUGUGUUUCCGUUUCCUUUAAUUUUAUCUCAUGAUGUAUUAUAUUCCUUGUUAUUCCGAUGAUUUAGAUUAAUUUGGUAGAAAGAGAUAUUCUUUUGUAAUUUAUACGUUAACAUCUCCUUCUCCUUUUACAAUAAACACACUAUUUUGUGCAAUUAUUGUCUACUUUUAAAAUGUGUAUUUAAGGUUAGUGUAUUUUGUUCUAUAUCAUCACGUUCUUACUAAAGAUCGCUGUUGCAAUUAUUGUUUUACCAAUGUUAACCUUGGUAAAGAAAAUCAUUUUUGAAUUGUAACUUAGUAUCACGAUAACCCGUGGAUUUAAAGUAACAUUUUUUGUUUUCAUUCUGUCAUGUUUUGAAGGGUGUGUUUAUAUUUCGGGUAUAUAUAUUUUCAACCGUUUAGUUCGAUGAGCGUUAUAUUCAUCAACUUUUGUGAAGUUCCAAUAAUUAAGGAAUUUAUUUGAAUUUGUUGGUGUUGGGAGGUGAAAGAGAAAAUUACAAAAAGGCAUGUACAUAAUAUUUCACAUUAUUGUCUUGAGAAAUAAAUUAUACUUGGAAUUACUCACUUAAAAA